AAGAUGUGUCGGAAUGAGAUCUCUGUCUCUCUCAUCUCGUACAGAAUUACAAAAAAAAAAGAAGGAAAAAUCGAUUCGUGAGGGAUUGGAAGAAGGAUUUGAGUUGAUCAUUUGGGCGAUGAGGCAAGCAUCGAUGGAUCGUCUCUUUAGAGACAGACAACAAGACGAUGUUGAAAAGAGAUGGCGAAUUGCUACCAGACGAUGUCGUUGAGCUCAUCCUCGAGAGACUUCCUGUGGUGUCUCUGCUGAGAUUCAUGUCUGUAUCAAAGACGUGGAAAUCGACAAUCGAGUCCCCAAGUUUCAAACAGAGACAACUGAUGAUCACCAGUAGGAAAUCACGGGGUCCAGAUGUCCUAUACGUGACCGGGUUUGGUAAUGAAGAAGACGAAAUAAAAGAAGAAGAAGCUAAUAUGGUGGUGGGGUCUUGUGUAAUUCGUAGCCUCAAGUUCCCUACAAGGAGCGACAAGGUUUGCUAUGGUACUUGUGACGGACUUGUAUGCCUUUUCAGCAACCGCCACCCGAGUGUCGUUUUUAAUCCCGCCACUAGAUGGCGUCGAAGCUUUCCUCUUCCGAGGGUUCAACCGCUCAUCAUCUCUCACUUUAAAGCACGUAGCAACCUAUUCUGCUACACCCAAGAACCUCAGCUAGGAUUCGGCAAAGACAAAGUCAGGGGCACAUACAAGCCGGUUUGGCUCUUUAACUCAUCUGAGUUUGACCUAGACAAUGCCACCACUUGUGAGGUUUUCGACUUUACCACUAAUGCUUGGAGGUACGUCCUCCCUGCUGAUAGUCAGAAGCCUGUAUAUUUUGACGGGUCACUUUAUUGGUUAACCGAGUGUAAAGAAACCAAGUUGUUGUCUUUUGAUCUUCACACGGAAACUUUUAAAGUCAUCUGUAACGCCCCUUCCCAUGUACCUGACCCUCGCUUUGUCGUCUUGUGCGUCCUCGAUAACCGCUUGUGCGUAUCCCUCAAAAUCUAUCCCACCAAAACCCAAGUGAUAUGGUCACUUGGCGGCUGCAACAUGAUGAUGACAUGGAAGCAAAUGUGUUCGAUAGAUCUCACCAAAACCACUUUUCAUGACCCUCCUUAUUUCCCCCGACCAGCACUGUUGCCAAUAGCUAUUGUAAAGGAGACCAUAUUAUUGCUUGGUUAUAGGCGUGGUCCACCACUGGUGAUACAUGAUCUCCAUACCAAAUCCUAUGUUUUUGACUCCUGUCCUAAAUCCCCUGAAUAUCCUGUUUGUUAUUUCCCUAGUUUGUUCUCAAAUUAAACCAUUUUUCUUUGU
Messenger RNA from Brassica napus (rape), 1286 nucleotides. Its product is annotated as F-box protein At1g11270. Gene Ontology annotation, molecular function: protein binding. The record is from RefSeq and is a predicted model, not a curated record. NCBI's taxonomy places the organism in Eukaryota, Viridiplantae, Streptophyta, Magnoliopsida, Brassicales, Brassicaceae.